GCGCGGCCGGCGCCGCGGGGAGGCGGGGGAGCUGGGCCGGGUGCGCGCCUCCGCGGAGCAUUACGGCGCCCGGCUCUGCGGAGCGUUUCGGCGCCCGGCCCCGCGGCUCCGAGCAGCGGCAGCGCGGAGCCAUGGCCGAGCGCCGCGCCUUCGCACAGAAGAUCAGCAGAACUGUAGCUGCUGAAGUCAGGAAGCAGAUCUCAGGACAGUAUGGAGGGUCUCCUCAGCUUCUCAAAAACCUCAAUAUCGGAGGCAGCGUCUCUCAUCAUACAACUGUACCACUUACAGAAGCAGUAGACCCAGUUGAGUUGGAGGACUACCUUAUUACACACCCAAUUGCAGUGGAGUCUGGACCACUUAGAGACUUGCUUGAGUUUCCUCCUGAUGACAUUGAGGUUGUAUACACGCCCCGGGAGUGCCGGACACUUGUGUCUGCUGUGCCUGAAGAGAGUGAGAUGGACCCUCACGUGAGGGACUGCGUGAGAAGUUACACAGAAGACUGGGCAAUUGUGAAUAGAAAAUAUCACAAGCUAGGAACUGGAUUUAAUCCCAACACCUUAGACAAGCAGAAGGAGAGGCAAAAGGGGCUCCCCAAGCAGAUCUUUGAGUCUGACGAAGCUCCAGAUGGCAACACUUACCAGGAUGAACAAGAUGACCUUAAACGACGUUCAAUGUCGAUUGAUGACACUCCCCGGGGCAGCUGGGCAUGCAGUAUAUUUGAUCUGAAGAACUCCCUUCCAGAUGCCCUUCUCCCAAACCUGCUAGACCGAACCCCAAAUGAAGAGAUUGACCACCACAAUGAAGAUCAGAGGAAGUCCAAUAGGCAUAAGGAGCUUUUUGCACUACAUCCAGCACCAGAUGAGGAGGAGCCUAUAGAACGACUUAGUGUCCCAGAAGUACCCAAAGAACACUUUGGCCAAAGACUCCUGGUGAAGUGUUUGUCCCUUAAAUUUGAAAUAGAAAUUGAGCCCAUUUUUGCAAGUUUGGCUUUGUAUGAUGUUAAGGAAAAGAAAAAGAUUUCAGAAAAUUUCUACUUUGAUUUGAACUCUGAGCAAAUGAAGGGAAUGCUUCGUCCACACGUCCCACCUGCUGCUAUAUCCACACUGGCCAGAUCUGCCAUCUUUUCUAUCACUUAUCCGUCUCAAGAUGUCUUUCUGGUUAUAAAGCUGGAAAAAGUGUUACAACAGGGAGAUAUUGGGGAGUGUGCAGAGCCUUAUAUGAUUUUUAAAGAAUCUGAUGCAGCAAAGAAUAAGGAGAAGUUGGAAAAACUGAAAUGCCAGGCAGAACAGUUUUGCCAAAGACUAGGCAAAUAUCGAAUGCCUUUUGCCUGGACAGCCAUUCAUUUAAUGAACAUUGUGAGCAGUGCUGGAAGUUUGGAAAGAGAUUCCACAGAAGUAGAAGUUGGCACAGGAGAACGUAAAGGAUCGUGGUCGGAGAGGCGGAAUUCCAGUAUUGUUGGGAGGCGUUCGUUAGAGAGAACCACAAGUGGUGAUGAGGCUUGCAAUUUGACCAGUUUUAGACCAGCUACUCUGACAGUGACAAAUUUCUUUAAACAGGAGGGUGAUCGCCUGAGUGAUGAAGAUUUGUACAAGUUCCUUGCUGACAUGAGACGGCCUUCAUCAGUGUUACGGAGAUUGAGACCUAUCACAGCUCAAUUAAAGAUAGACAUAUCUCCAGCUCCAGAGAAUCCCCAUUACUGUCUAACUCCAGAGUUGCUGCAAGUCAAACUUUACCCAGACAGCAGAGUUAGACCUACAAGAGAAAUCCUAGAGUUUCCUGCCAGGGAUGUCUACGUUCCAAAUACCACAUACAGGAAUCUUCUUUAUGUCUAUCCUCAGAGCCUUAACUUUGCCAAUCGCCAAGGAUCCGCCAGGAAUAUCACUGUAAAAGUCCAGUUCAUGUAUGGAGAGGAUGCAAGCAAUGCCAUGCCGGUCAUCUUUGGCAAAUCUAGCUGUCCUGAAUUUUCCAAAGAAGCAUACACAGCUGUAGUAUAUCAUAACAGAUCGCCUGAUUUUCACGAGGAAAUCAAGAUUAAGCUUCCAGCCACUUUAACCGAUCACCACCACCUGCUUUUUACUUUCUACCAUGUCAGUUGCCAACAAAAACAAAACACUCCCCUGGAGACUCCAGUUGGAUACACCUGGAUACCAAUGCUUCAAAAUGGACGGUUAAAGACUGGUCAGUUCUGCCUACCUGUUUCAUUGGAAAAACCACCACAGGCUUAUUCAGUGCUUUCUCCAGAGGUUCCCCUUCCUGGAAUGAAAUGGGUGGAUAACCACAAAGGGGUUUUCAAUGUAGAAGUUGUUGCUGUAUCAUCCCUCCACACUCAGGACCCUUAUCUUGACAAGUUCUUUGCACUUGUCCAUGCUCUGGAUGAGCACAUGUUCCCUGUGCGAAUAGGAGACAUGAGAAUUAUGGAAAACAACUUGGAAAAUGAACUGAAGAGCAGUAUUUCAGCUUUAAAUUCCUCUCAACUGGAGCCAGUAGUGCGAUUUCUUCAUCUCCUGCUUGACAAACUGAUUCUUCUGGUAGUAAGACCUCCUGUCAUUGCAGGCCAAAUAGUUAACCUUGGCCAAGCAUCUUUUGAAGCAAUGGCAUCAAUCAUAAACAGACUUCACAAGAACUUGGAUGGAAACCAGGACCAGCAUGGCAGAAACAGUCUUCUUGCUUCCUAUAUUUAUUAUGUUUUUCGCCUACCAAAUACCUAUCCCAACUCACCAUCACCAGGUCCCGGUGGCUUAGGGGGAUCAGUGCACUAUGCCACCAUGGCUCGAUCUGCUGUCCGACCGGCAAGCCUUAACUUGAACCGCUCACGAAGCCUCAGCAACAGCAACCCAGAUAUAUCUGGGACCCCCACCUCGCCGGAUGAUGAAGUACGCUCGAUCAUUGGCAGUAAGGGUUUAGACCGCUCCAAUUCCUGGGUAAACACUGGUGGUCCAAAAGCAGCCCCAUGGGGAUCCAACCCCAGCCCAAGUGCAGAGUCAACACAGGCUACGGAUCGAAGUUGUAAUCGUAUGUCUUCGCACACUGAGACGUCAAGUUUCUUACAAACAUUAACAGGACGAUUACCAACUAAAAAGCUUUUUCACGAAGAGCUGGCCUUACAGUGGGUUGUGUGCAGCGGGAGCGUGCGGGAGGCAGCCCUACAGCAGGCCUGGUUCUUCUUCGAGCUGAUGGUGAAGAGUAUGGUGCAUCAUUUGUAUUUUGCUGACAAAAUGGAUGCGCCAAGGAAGAGUCGUUUUCCUGAGCGUUUCAUGGAUGAUGUAACUGCUUUGGUCAGCACAAUUGCCAGUGAUAUAGUCUCUCGGUUUCAGAAGGAUACAGAAAUGGUUGAAAGGCUUAACACCAGUCUUGCAUUUUUCCUCAAUGACCUGUUGUCUAUCAUGGACAGAGGAUUUGUUUUUGCUCUUAUUAAGACCUGCUACAAACAGGUGUCUUCAAAACUGUAUUCCUUAACAAAUCCAAGUAACCUGGCAUCUUUGAGGCUGGAUUUCCUUCGCAUCAUUUGCAGCCAUGAACACUAUGUCACCUUGAAUUUACCCUGCAGUUUGCUCACGCCGCCUGCAUCUCCAUCACCAUCGGUGUCUUCAGCAACUUCUCAGAGUUCUGGGUUCUCCACAAAUGUCCAAGACCAGAAGAUUGCAAAUAUGUUUGAAUUGUCUGUGCCUUUCCGCCAGCAGCAUUACUUGGCUGGGCUUGUAUUAACAGAACUGGCUGUCAUUUUAGAUCCUGAUGCAGAAGGUUUAUUUGGAUUGCAUAAGAAGGUCAUCAAUAUGGUACACAAUUUACUGUCCAGUCAUGACUCAGAUCCACGGUACGCCGACCCACAGGUAAAGGCCCGGGUGGCAAUGCUGUAUCUACCUCUGAUUGGCGUGAUCAUGGAAACCGUGCCUCAGCUUUAUGACUUUACAGAGAGUCACAAUCAGCGAGGGAGGCCAAGCUGUGUCGCUGUUGAUGAUUAUGAAAGUGAGGGUGGAAGCAUGAUAAGCCAGACAGUUGCCAUGGCCAUCGCAGGAACAUCGGUCCCUCAGCUCACCCGGCCCAGCAGUUUUCUACUCGCCUCAUCGAGUGGCAGGCAGCAUUCCACCUUCUCAGCAGAGUCCAGCCGCAGCCUUCUGAUCUGUCUCUUGUGGGUGCUCAAGAACGCAGAUGAAAGUGUCUUGCAGAAAUGGUUCACAGACUUGUCAGUGUUGCAGCUCAAUCGCCUGCUGGAUUUGCUUUAUCUUUGUGUGUCCUGCUUUGAAUACAAGGGCAAGAAAGUAUUUGAAAGAAUGAACAGUCUGACAUUCAAGAAGUCAAAAGAUAUGAGAGCCAAACUUGAAGAAGCAAUUUUGGGAAGCAUAGGGGCAAGGCAGGAAAUGGUCCGAAGAAGCAGAGGACAGCUAGAGAGAAGUCCUUCUGGGAGUGCAUUUGGAAGUCAAGAGAAUUUGAGAUGGAGAAAGGAUAUGACUCACUGGCGUCAAAACACAGAAAAGCUUGACAAAAGCCACAAACCAGCCAGAUCGAGGGCAGAGAUAGAACAUGAAGCACUUAUUGAUGGAAAUCUUGCAACAGAAGCAAAUCUGAUUAUUUUGGAUACACUUGAGAUAGUUGUACAGACUGUUUCUGUGACGGAAUCCAAAGAGAGUAUCCUCGGUGGGGUGCUGAAAGUGCUUCUGCACAGCAUGGCCUGCAAUCAAAGUGCACUUUACCUCCAGCACUGCUUCGCCACACAGAGGGCUUUGGUUUCAAAGUUCCCUGAGCUGCUAUUUGAAGAAGAGACUGAGCAGUGCGCAGAUCUGUGCCUGAGGCUCCUGAGACACUGUAGCAGCAGUAUCAGCACGAUACGGUCGCAUGCGAGUGCCUCUCUUUACCUUCUGAUGAGGCAAAACUUUGAGAUUGGGAAUAACUUUGCCAGAGUGAAAAUGCAGGUGACCAUGUCUCUCUCAUCCCUGGUGGGGACAUCCCAGAACUUCAAUGAGGAAUUUUUGCGGCGUUCCCUGAAGACUAUUUUAACGUAUGCUGAAGAAGAUCUGGAACUUAGGGAGACAACAUUUCCUGAUCAGGUCCAGGAUCUAGUGUUCAACCUCCACAUGAUCCUCUCUGACACAGUUAAAAUGAAGGAGCACCAGGAGGAUCCAGAAAUGCUGAUUGACCUGAUGUACAGGAUUGCAAAGGGCUAUCAGAAUUCCCCUGACCUGCGCCUGACCUGGCUGCAGAACAUGGCUGGAAAGCACUCCGAGAGGAGCAAUCAUGCCGAAUCAGCCCAAUGCCUGGUCCACUCUGCAGCCUUGGUGGCUGAAUAUCUAAGCAUGCUGGAAGACCGAAAAUACCUCCCUGUAGGGUGUGUUACAUUUCAGAACAUAUCUUCCAAUGUUUUGGAAGAGUCGGCAGUUUCUGAUGAUGUUGUAUCACCAGAUGAAGAAGGUAUCUGUUCUGGAAAGUAUUUUACGGAGGCUGGUCUGGUGGGAUUGCUGGAACAAGCUGCAGCAUCUUUCUCCAUGGCUGGCAUGUAUGAAGCAGUGAAUGAGGUUUACAAAGUCCUUAUUCCUAUUCAUGAAGCUAAUAGGGAUGCCAAGAAGCUAUCUACUAUUCAUGGUAAACUCCAAGAAGCAUUCAGCAAGAUUGUUCACCAGAGUACUGGCUGGGAGAGGAUGUUUGGCACCUACUUCCGGGUUGGUUUUUAUGGAACUAAAUUUGGAGACUUGGAUGAGCAAGAAUUUGUUUACAAGGAACCUGCGAUAACAAAGUUAGCUGAAAUUUCCCAUAGGCUCGAGGGAUUUUAUGGAGAACGGUUUGGUGAAGAUGUGCUUGAAGUGAUUAAGGACUCAAACCCUGUGGACAAAUGUAAACUAGAUCCUAACAAGGCCUACAUUCAGAUAACCUAUGUGGAGCCGUACUUUGACACAUACGAGAUGAAGGACAGGAUAACUUACUUCGACAAAAACUACAACUUGCGGCGUUUCAUGUACUGCACGCCCUUCACACUGGAUGGCCGAGCUCACGGGGAGCUGCAUGAGCAGUUCAAGCGCAAAACAAUCUUGACGACGUCCCACGCUUUCCCUUACAUUAAAACCAGAAUAAACGUCAUUCACAAAGAGGAGAUCAUUUUGACGCCCAUCGAAGUUGCCAUAGAGGACAUGCAGAAAAAAACACAAGAAUUAGCUUUUGCAACCCACCAAGACCCUGCGGACCCAAAGAUGCUGCAGAUGGUGCUGCAAGGAUCAGUAGGUACCACAGUAAAUCAGGGACCACUAGAAGUUGCACAAGUUUUCUUGUCUGAAAUACCCAAUGAUCCAAAGCUCUUCAGACAUCAUAACAAACUCCGGCUCUGUUUCAAAGAUUUCACGAAAAGAUGUGAAGAUGCUCUGCGCAAGAACAAGAGCCUGAUCGGUCCAGACCAAAAGGAGUAUCAGCGAGAACUUGAAAGGAAUUAUCAUCGGUUAAAGGAAGCUCUCCAGCCUUUGAUAAACAGAAAGAUCCCACAGUUGUAUAAGGCAGUGCUGCCGGUCACUUGCCACAGAGACUCCUUCAGCAGGAUGAGCCUUCGCAAAAUGGAUAUCUAAACAAGUAAAAACCAAAAUAAAAAAGCACUUAAAAUUAAGGUUUUGAAAAGAAAGAGCCUUGUUAUCAGCGCUGGGAAUCAAAGAAGUUUUAUUGUGAAAUAAAACUUGGACUUCAUCCUGGACAUCCCACACACCUCUUCCUCCAUCAAAGUGUUCAGUGGCCAAAAAUCAUUUUGAAUUGUCAAAUGUAGACUUAUCGAUGUUUGAGAAGAAAUCAUGACAGUGGUAUCCAGAGUAUUGGUGAUGAGCUGUAAACUUACCUGUUUUUUAAGGCAUUUUUAUGACUCCAAGGUACACUAAACGCAUUUACCCUUAUUUAUAGCAUUACCUAAUGUUAAAUUUAUUUACUUUUAGUUCAUAUAUUUAAUUUAUAUUAGGACCAUACACAAAUGCAUUUUUGAAGUUUUUAAUGUAGUGAUGAUGGUUAUUUUGAUGGUACUAUUAAAUAUGUGAAUGUUUACACUUUAAUUCCCUGUGCAUUGGACUUCAGAGCUCACCAUCCUUGGGAAAAAGGUUCAGAGAAAGGUAAGUUGCAGUAACACUUCUUAACCAAGUGUUAAGUGUUUUUAUUAUCACUGUCCUUUUUCCUUUGUAACGCUACAUAUGAAUUGCUGCAAAGAAAAGUAAUUCCAUCUCUAGCCAUCAGAAGGGACAUCUUGUUAACAUUUUACCACCUUCGGUGCCAGUGAAGUAGAGUUUCAGCAUGACUUCUGUGUGCAUGUGGUUGUCUCCACCAGCUAGGAAGUCCAAACAGCACAGUAAUCUCCUCAUAAUUUGGAAUGUGCGAUUCAGCUUAGCAGUGUAAAUGCAACUAGGCUGCUUUUUUUGUCCCUUUUUCUAUUGAAAAACUAAUUCCACCGGGGAAAAGAACAUAAAGUGAUUUCACCGUUUAAGUUUAAAGCUUACGUAGAAAACAUAGUUUGCAUUGUUGUUUAUGUAAAGAAAAACAUCUGUUUUACAGCAGUUAUCUUGGUGACUAACACAGCUCUUCAAGGAAACGUCAGAACUGGAGCUGAGUACACUACUCUUAAAUCUAGCCCUUUGUAUUUUUCCUCCCUUGGAAGAGGUGGUAUGUGAUUAAACACAAGCUUAUCUUCUGGAUAUAAAUACCUAAAUAUGCAUACAUAUACAUAGAUACAUGUACAUAUAUAUAUACACACACACAUACACACACCAAUUUGAUACAUGUACUAUCAUAUUUAUAUAAAAAUAGAAGAAAAAAAAGGAGGUUAUGCAUAAGAUUUUAAGAUAGUAAACAAUUAUACAUCAUCCUUUCCAAUUUGUGAGUAUCUAACUUUUUGAAACCUAAGUAGUUCUUACCUUCGGUUCUAACAUGCACAUUCCUGUAUAGUAGAAGGUGCUGGGGUGUGUGUUUGGGGUUCACCCCCUUCUGUUUUAGCACCUGUAGCUGCAGCGAGUGCCCACCCUUCUGCAUCAGCAGGGAGGGCUUUAGGGUGUGGGGAAGGUUGCUUUUAUUCUCAAUACUUAUUUCAAGUUAUUUAGUGGCUGCCUCUCAGUGGGCUGGUAGCAGGAUGAUUGUACUCUUACUGCUGAGCAGGGCUGAAAAGGCGCGGUGUCUCGGAGCCCCCGUGGGCUGUAGGUUUGUGGCAGCCCUGGGGGGAUGGUACCUCGUGGGAUGGCACAGGGCAAGGGCCCCCAGGGCAUGCUGGCUGUGGCUAAGGGGUGUAUUGGGGAAGGGAGCACGGUACUGCCAAUUGCUGCUCCUUCUCCAGUGCUCUUUUGUUCCAACAGCUUCACAGCAGUGUUGUAUUUGGGUAACUGAAAUGCAGUGCUCUUUGCAGUGUGCCAGUCUCUGCCUGUUUGCCUUGAACACAAGUAAUCCUGACCUCGUGCCACGUCCCAGGUAGUAACGCAGGAAAGUCUGCCUGGAGCUUCUUGCAUAAAGGAAAACUACUCCUCUCCGAGUCUUUUUUUUUUUUGUGCCUCCAAGGCAUCUCAAGGGACUAUUGCAAAGUCCAGAGUUGUUAACAAGACCAUGGAAGCGAUGUGUUGCUUUUCCAACUCCAAUAUUGGAUAAUACUAAGGAAGGAGGGGGUAGCUUCGCAAGAGAUUUAUAUCAUAGUAUCAUCAUAGUAUACUAAGGGUUGGAAGGGACCUUAAAGAUCAUCUAGUUCUAACCCCCCCGCCAUGGGCAGGGACAUCCCACUAAAUCAUGCUGCCCAAGGCCCCAUCCAACCUGGCCUUGAACACCUCCAGAGAUGGGGCACCCACAGCCUCCCUGGGCAACCUGUGCCAGUGCCUCAACACUCUCAUAGUGAAGAAAUUCUUCUUAAUGUCCAGUCUAAAUCUGCCCCUCUCCAGUUUAUACCUGUUCCCCCUGGUCCUAUCCCCACAAGCCUUUACGAAUAGCCCCUCUCCAGCUUUCCUGUAGCACCCCCCCUCAGGUACUGGAAGGUCGCUAUAAGAUCUCCUCUGAGCCUUCUCCAGGCUGAACAACCCCAACUCUCUGAGCCUGUCCUUGUAGGGAAGGUGCUCCAGCACUCUGAUCAUCUUCGUGCCCUCCUCUGGACCUGUUCCAACAGCUCCAUAUCCUUCUUACUUUGAGGACUCAGUAUGGACACAGUAUUCUAGAUGAGGUCUCACAAUAGAGGUAUAGAGGGGCAGAAUCCCCUCCCUCACCCUGCUGGCCACACUUCUUUUGAUGCAGCCCAGGACACAGUUGGCCUUCUGGGCUGCGAGCACACAUUGACGGCUCAUGUUGAGCUUCUCAUCAACCAGCACCCCUGAGUCCUUCUCUGCAGGGCUGCUCUCAAGCACGUCAUCCCCCAUCCUGUACUGAAAACGGGGAUUGCCCCGACCCAGGUGCAGGACCUUACAUUUGGCCUUGUUGAACCUCGUGGGGCUCUCGUAUGAAGAGGCAUGCAAAAUAUUUACAAAUUGACAAAGGGGAAACAAAUCCCAAUGCCCAUGAAAGAAACCUGAAUUUACAGCCGUCUUUGGAUAUUGUUUCUUCAGCUAGGAAAGCAUCUAUUUUUAUCCAAAUCUUGAACAAAUACCCUUUGCAUCUACCAGAUGGCCCCAUGUCAGCAUGAACCCAACCAGCUUAUCAGUACAUCAGUACAGCUCAGCGAUGGUAAAACUCGAGUGUAAUAUGGAAAGUUUAGACUGGGCAGCAACGUUUUGUUUGCAGUUGCAGCAAACUGCAAGCCAUGUGCAACCGAGGACGUGAGGCCCUGAAUGGGUGACUUGUUCAGGAGGGGUGGCGAGCGCUUUCCUUUGGCAAGUCUCAAAAAAACCCCACCCUGUACCAUCUAUGCUUACGCCUGAGAAGUGUUUUUUCAUUCAGCAUAUUCCCGCCAAUUGUGUUUUCCAUUCUGCUGCCUACAAAGAAUGUUCCCCUCAAGCUGUGUAGUGUGAUGGAGGACAGCUGGGCCUUCCUUUGAUUACACUGCAGCCAGUGUUUUGAUGAAUGUAAUGUGUUUUAUUUCCUUGGAACACUUCCUGUUCUUGCAGUUGAGUGAAAAAGAUAAGUCCUGGGUCAAGUGUGGAAAAAUAAAUGUUCAUUUGGAGGCUAAAAUUCAGCAAACCAAAUACUGCAGGCAGUAAAAAAAGAAUAGCAUUCUGUGCUGUGAUUUGGCUGCCCUUGCAGAGUAAGAUUACUGGUGGGGUUUGGUGAUUUUUUUAACGUAGGUAAGUCUUGCUUUAGACUACAAAAUUAUUGCAGUGACCAUGCUUUGGACAAGGGAGGCUUCUCAGUGAAUGUGGAAUUCCAGUUAUUUCUCCUCUGUUGAAGAUACUAUUCCUACAGCCAUAGAUUCAGCAUGAGUUCAUAAGCAAUUCUAAAUUUAUAGUCCAGCCUUUCUCACACCAUUUCUAUUGAUGGGACAAAUUUCUAGAUCGAAACAUAUUUCAGUAAUAAAUCAUCACUGAGGAUACACUGCAAAAGUCAAGGCCUGUAGAAAAAUCAGAAGUUCAUAGUAACACAGAAAAUACACUAAAGGUAUUUUUCAUGAGUUACCUAUAGACAAGGUCCCACACAAGAAACCCAGAGAGUUUCAGGAACAGUAUAUCUAACAAAUUAAGAAAACCAACUCUACCCACCUUCCAGCAGUUCCCUUCUGAGCUCACAUGCAGCUGCAUCCGAUGCUGCCAAUGUUCAGAGCAGUUCCACAGAUUGUUUCCUGAAGGGCUGUUGAGAUUCUCCAUCGGUUUUGCUUUUGUACCUUCUACCGACAAAAUAUGGGUUCCUUUGAGCACGGACUGGAUCUUUGGGAAGAGGCAGCCAGGUCUGGCGAGUAGCAGGGAGAGCUCAAGUACGGUGAUGUUGUUAUUUGCUAAAAAACUGCUUCAUAGACAAAGCGGUGGGGGCUGGUGUGUCGUCUUGAUGUUAACAUUCAUUCUUUUACACCAACAUUUUCCAGCUGAGGGCAAGAGAAACGUCUCCAUUUGAACACACAUCCCCUUGUCCUCAGUGAAGCGAUUAAGUUGAGCCUUGUCUCCCUGUGACAGGUUUUAUAUCCACCUCUGUCUCCCUUCUCCCACUCUGGGUUUCUGAGCUACAGGGUUGGUGUGUGGUUUUAUGGUUUGGACCUCAUAUACAACAUUAUAAUAGGAGAUUGUAAAAAAACAAAGUACUUCCAAAUAAGUGUGAGAGAGGUUUUAGGGCUUUUCCUGUAAAUAAAUUCAUUUGUAUCGGAAAAAGUUUAAAUACAGCCAGAGACCUAGGGCGUGCUCUUAUCUUGUCUCUCUCCCCUUGCCUCUGCAGCAGCACUUUGUCAUCCACCCACGCUGACAGCAGAAAUAACACUCAUCCUAUUUUGUGUCAUAGUUUUAAGAUUUUAAUUGGAGUUUAUAGGAUUCACAUUAACAUUUUGGCAUUCAACAGAUGAUUUAGAAUUUCAAUGCCAAACAUUUCACUUGUUUUUACACUUACCUGUUUCCCUUUCCCGUUGCUUCUGAACCUUACCUCUAGUCAUCACAUGCCUUCAAAUUAGGAUGCGGUGUACAAUAAUCAGUUAUUUUUAAAGCACUUUAAGUCUUCCAUUUAUCUAAGAUAGAAUUUCCUAACCUUUUCGUAACAGUGCCCAACAACUCUUACUUUCCACUUCUCCCUCUCCGAAUACGAGUCAGAUGUAGUCAUCUCUGAUGCAUAUCAUAAUUUUUUUAUUUCUUAUAUACAUUCUUAACAAAGCAUCAAAGCCAAAUGCUUUUGUUUUCCCACACUGCAGUCGGCUCCAAGUACAAAGUAACUGUUAUAAGAUCACCACCGAGUUCCAAAUCCACCCAAACAGAUAUGCAGAUUAGAGGGCUUUACUCUUAGAAGUACAAAAUUAUUUUAAUUACACUACACCCCCCUGCUUUGAAGUAUUAAUCACACCUAUUUACACAUUGCCCAUUUAACACCUAUGCAACAAGAUGUAAAUUAGACCAUGAAAACAUUUCUAUAAGGUUCGGUUCCUCCCAAAACACUAAUCAAGGCUGUGAGACCCUUUUCUUGUGCUUAGAGUUGUGCUGAGCAGAAUAGAACUG
This is a messenger RNA of Cuculus canorus (common cuckoo), 12035 nucleotides long. It is a transcript of the gene DOCK7, whose product is annotated as dedicator of cytokinesis 7. Gene Ontology annotation, biological process: positive regulation of GTPase activity; small GTPase-mediated signal transduction; axonogenesis. Gene Ontology annotation, molecular function: guanyl-nucleotide exchange factor activity. The transcript is spliced from 51 exons. The record is from RefSeq and is a predicted model, not a curated record. The coding region runs from base 132 to 6545 and encodes 2137 amino acids. Lineage: Eukaryota; Metazoa; Chordata; Aves; Cuculiformes; Cuculidae.